AUUCCAUUAAUAAUAUUCAACAACAAGAUAAUUCAAUAGUCAAAAAUGAUUUAUUUGUUAUUGAUGAUCGUGAUCAACAAGAAUUGUUAUCAAUUGAUGAACAAAGGUCAAUAUCAAGAUUAUCAACCGAUUCGAUUGAUGAAUCGUCGACAACAACAACAACGGAUUCUAUGAUGAUUACAACAGGAACAACUUUUGUAUCUUCGAAGGAACAAUUUGAUAAUUUAAAUACUGAAAAUAUCCAAAUUAGCCAAAAUCUAAAUCAAAAUGAUCAAAAUAAUAUUGUCAAAACAUUCGAUACAACAACAAUCAAUACAUUUGAUUCGAAUAAUCCAAUUAAAUCAAGAAAUGCAUUACGUUUAAAAUUAUCAAAAUCAAAUAAAUCAUCAAAUCAAUAUAAAAUACCGAAAAUUGAACCAAACGAACCAACCAUUUCAACUAUUUCUUCGGAACAAUCAUCGAUUGAAUUAUCAAAACAACCGAUAAUUGCAAUGAAAAAUCUAAAUUCCUCAACACCAACAACAACAACAACAAAGAAAGAAUCAAAUGCAAAAUCAUCAACAAUCGUUUCGAAUAAAAAAGAAGAAAAAUCUUCAUUAAAACAAUUAUUAUUAUCUUUAUGGAAACAAUUACAACGAAAAGAUCCAAAUAAUUUUUUUGCACAACCAGUAUCCGAUUCAAUUGCACCUGGUUAUUCAACAAUAAUUACUCAACCAAUGGAUUUAAGUACAAUAAAAACAAAAAUAAUAGAUGAAUAUCGUACAUUAGGUGAUUUUAAAUCCGAUGUUAAAUUAAUGUGUGAUAAUGCAAUGAAAUAUAAUCGUCCAGAAACAAUUUAUUAUAAAACAGCAAAUAAAUUAUGGCAUUAUACUAAAAAUAAAUUAUUUAAAAAAGAUUCUGUAUUAGAUUAUACAAAAAAAUAUCCACGUUUAACACCAUUAGAAUUAAGUUUAAUGCCAUCCAAUCAGGUAAUGAUGUCAAGUUUAAAUUUAUCAUCAUCAGCAACAACAACAACAAAUCAUUUGAAUUCAAUAAAUUUAAAUGGAUCAUCAUCAUCAUCAUCAUCAUUAGCGAAUAAUUCUAAUCAACAAUUUGGAUUAUUAAAUAUUAAUGUUGGUUUAGAUUCAUCAUUUCAAAAUUUUCAAAAUUCAAAUAUUUUGAAAACAACAAAUUUGUUGUUUGAUUCAUCAUCGAGUAUCUCUCCAGCGACAUCAUCGUCGAUGAUCAAUGAUAAUUUUAUAUCACCACCACCACCACCAUCAUCAUUAUCACCAAUAUUAUAUGUUAUGGUUGUCGGUUUUCAUCAUAAAAAAGGUUGUCUAAUUGAUUAUUGUUAUCCUUCAUUACCAAAAUCUUGUACAAAAGAUUUAAUUAAAUUACCUGAUUGUUGGAAAUCAUUGCCUUCAUUAGCUAUACCGGAUGGUGCACAUAAUUUUGAACGUGAUUCGGUUUAUUUUCAUUUACCCGAUCUUUUUGAUCCAACACGUACUGUAUUCGGUGUUGCUUGUUAUCAACAAAUUAUGACCAAAAUUUUACGUGUACGUACACCCGAUAUGACCAGAAGUUCUGUACAAAAAAGUGUUGUUGCUAUUAUUACUGCACCACUUUAUGGUCUAGUUGAAAGAAAAUUACGUAUCAUAACAAGAAAUUAUUUUCAAGAAUUAGAUUUUAGUAAAACACAAAUCUUGAAUGAAUUUUAUCAAUCAAUGUCAUUGCAGCUUCGACCAACAUUAAUUAAAACAAAUGAAAUCUAUUAUGGUUUAUCAUUACGAAAUUUAUUCCAAAAAUUUGGUCAACAAAUUAUUAUUUUAUUUAAAUUAUUAUUAUUGGAAAAGAAAACAUUAUUCAUCAUGUCACCUAUUCGUGAUCUAUCUUGUACGAUUUUAACAUUAUGUUCAUUAUUUCCCGGUCUUUUAUCCAAUGGAUUGUUACAAUCACAUUUACCGAGCGAAAUCAAAUCCACAACAACAACAACAACGAAGAAUCCAAUCAAGAGCUUAACAAAAAUUUCCACAAACCCAUUAAACGAUUCUAAUCAAAUUGAAACUAAAUCUGAAUCAAAAUCUAAUCCAAAUAAUGAUUAUGAAACGAAUCCAACAAUGUCAAUUUUAUCAAAAUCUAAUGAUAUGUCUUCGUCGAUUACAUCAACAAUAUCGUUAUAUGAUCAGGAAGAUCAAUCAACCGUUAAUCAAAUGGAUUUAAAUUCAUUUGAUGGAUUGAUUGAUUUGAAUGAUGAAUUUUAUGAUGAUAAUGAUGAUGAUCCUCGAAGUGAAUAUUCUGAAACAAAUUCCACUAAUCGUACGAUACGAGAUUCUCAAGAAAUUCUUAUCAAACCAGAUGAAUAUUAUGGCUUACCAUUACAAUUAUUCAAAUGUCAUUCAUAUUGUUUACCAUAUUGUUCAAUAUCAUGUUUUGAAAUGUUAAAUAAUCCAAAUGUUCGUUCUUGUUUGGCCGGAUCAUCAAAUUCAAUAUUUCAACGUUGGGAAAAUGAUUUUGAUGUUUUUGUUGUUGAUAAUCAAAUUUCAAUCAAUAAUAAUCAUUUAAAACGUAUACUAACACCAACUGUGGAAGAUUUACGUUUUAUUUCAUUUUUAUUACGUUCAAUGAAUGAAUCAACAAUAAUAAAUAAUGAACAUGAUGAUGAUGAUAAUGAUAAUAAUAAACGAUAUCAACCCGAAUCUGAAGAUUAUAAUGAAUAUGUUGAAAAUUUGGAACAAAAUCAACAUUAUCUUUAUGAAGGCAGUGAUUCAUGGUGUCGUUAUCAUUUUAAAAAUUAUUUAAUUCAUAUGUUAAGAUGUUCAUUUAUGGAUGAAACAAACAAAGAAUAUCGAGCUUUUAAUGCUGGAUUUAUGGCUGAAUGGAAACAAACAUAUAGUUAUAAACAUUGGCUGAAUAGCCAAAAUAUUGAUGGAAAAUCGAUUGAAGAAAUUUUCCGAACAGAAAUUGAACCACAACAUCCAUUUGCAGCAAAUCGUUUGAAUGAUAUUCGAUUUAAAAUUACUAAUUUUCUAAACAAUCGCCAAGAACAUAUCAAUAAUGCAUCCAAAGUUGUGAUAAAUUCAGCUAAAUCAACAUUCAAUUCAUGGAUUUCAUCAUUAGGAUCAUAUCAUUCGAAUGCUGGCCAGCAAGCAAAAUCAUUAAUAAACAAAACUGUUCAAUUUGCUAAUCAAUUAAUUGAAGAUCCUAAUCAAAAUGAUGAUGAUUUUAAUGGAAAAAAAGAAUCAAAUAUUACGACCUCAUCUUCAUCAUCAUCAUCAUCAUCAUCCGAUAAUGAUGAUGAACGACGAAAACGAUAUCGUCAUCGAUUAAAAACAUCAUCCAGACAACAACAGAAGCAUCAAUCAAACCAAAGAAGACAAGGCCAAGAACAUUCAUCAAAACGAUCAUCGGAUUUUAAUCUUGAUGAAUCAGAUCCUGAUGUUGAAGAACAAGAAACUAGUGUUUGAAACAAAAAACAAAAUAAUCUAAUAAUUUCUAUCUCAUUUACCCCUUUUACAACCCGAAAAAAAAUUCGUGAUAACAUUCAAAU
Dermatophagoides pteronyssinus (European house dust mite) is the source of this 3529-nucleotide messenger RNA. RefSeq names its product late secretory pathway protein AVL9 homolog. NCBI's taxonomy places the organism in Eukaryota, Metazoa, Arthropoda, Arachnida, Sarcoptiformes, Pyroglyphidae. The record is from RefSeq and is a predicted model, not a curated record. Gene Ontology annotation, cellular component: cytoplasm.